Messenger RNA from Neoarius graeffei (lesser salmon catfish), 1431 nucleotides. Its product is annotated as histamine N-methyltransferase-like. The transcript has 8 exons. Gene Ontology annotation, molecular function: N-methyltransferase activity. NCBI's taxonomy places the organism in Eukaryota, Metazoa, Chordata, Actinopteri, Siluriformes, Ariidae. The coding region runs from base 206 to 1144 and encodes 312 amino acids. The record is from RefSeq and is a predicted model, not a curated record.
GUUAGUCAUCAAGGGUGCGUGAUGUGUGUGGAAUGAAACACAGCUGAGCAGUUCACGCGGUCAGGGUUGUGGCUUCAAAGAUCACGGACAGAGAGUAGAGGUGAAGAUCAAGACUCUGCAUUUGUACAGCAGCAGGCACGAGUGAAGAGGAAUAAAAAACAGACAAGUAAGAGGUGAAGUGAAGUGAAGUGAGGUGAGGAAAAAGAUGGCAGUUCAGAUCAGAAGCCUGGUGGAUGAUUACUCCAGAUACCUGAAGGUGUUCGAGCUGUUUCUGGAGUGCUCGUCUGAACACCAGAGUAUGAGAGACUUCAUCCAUAGCACACUUCCAGAAAUCCUGACUGCACCACAAGCGGAGGCCAUCCACAUCGGAUCUGCUUUAAUAUCAACAGAUCUUCGUUUAAGUGUUGGAGCAGGAAAAGCCACACUGAAUAUGAUGGGAGUGGGAUGUGGAUCAGGAGAGAUCGAUGUGGAAAUCCUCACACAGCUGCAUGCUAAAUAUCCGGAGGCCAAAGUGGAGUACGAGGUGGUGGAACCCAAUGGAGACAUGCUGUAUAAAUAUAAAGAUUUAGUAUCAAAGACACUGGGCCUUGAUCACAUCACCUUCAGGUUUAAUAAGAUGACGGCAUCCGAGUUCGAACGCGACUGGAAGCAAAGAAACACUGACCGGAAGAUGGACUUCAUCCACAUGAUUCAGAUGCUGUACUAUGUGAGUGAUCCGGAGGCAACAGUUUCUUUCUUCCGAAGCUUAUUGCACAAAGAUGGCAAACUCCUCAUCAUCCUGGUCUCAGGACAGAGUGGCUGGGGCAGGUUAUGGAGAACCUAUCAAGCUCAGCUGUGCAAGAGUGACAUCAGUCAGUGCAUCACAACCGGAGACAUCAGGAACUUCUUGGAUGCUAAAGGAAUCCCCUACCAGAGCCACACACUCCCAUCUCAGCUGGACAUCACAGAGUGUUUCACAGCUGGAGAUGAGAAAGGAGAGCUGCUGCUGGAUUUCCUGACCGAGGUGAUGGAGUUCAGUAAGACCGCUUCCCCAGAGCUGAAGGCCGGAGUGCUGGAGCUCCUCAAACACCCCGACUGCAGCCGAGAGGUGGAUGGGAGGAUUAUAUUCAACAACAAUCUCGAGGCCUUAGUGCUCACCCCAUAGUACCAAAUCAUAAAGACACACUAAGAAAAACAUUUCAUGAAUUAAUUUUUUUUAGAUUUUAACUUUAGCACCUUAGGCAAAUCUGUCACUAGCUGUCUGAUGUCUGUAAAUUGUUAAUACAAAUAUUGUAUUUGCUUUAAUUGCAACAUAGAAUAUGAAAAGCAAUCCUUCUUAAACUGGUUGGACUGUAAAUUAUGGUUUAUAAAUUAGGACUGUGACUGUAUUUGGCAAAAAAAUCAACUAAUCCAAUUAAAUUGGGGAAAAAAUUGUGCCAUCAGUUAUAAACA